This is a messenger RNA of Nycticebus coucang (slow loris), 761 nucleotides long. It is a transcript of the gene C12H12orf57, whose product is annotated as chromosome 12 C12orf57 homolog. The coding region runs from base 304 to 684 and encodes 126 amino acids. The transcript has 3 exons. Lineage: Eukaryota; Metazoa; Chordata; Mammalia; Primates; Lorisidae. Gene Ontology annotation, biological process: post-embryonic development. The record is from RefSeq and is a predicted model, not a curated record.
ACAGCUCUUUUAGAAUUUGUCUAGCAGGUUUUCCGGUCUCUACCGGAAGACCCCCCCACGCUAAUAGUUUUAAACAAUAGAGUCGCUUGUUUAGAAUUAGCAUUCCUUCUGUGUAUUAGGCUUGUUUAGGGUUAGUCUUCCUAGCGUAUUCCAGUUUGGAGUUUUUUGUUACAUAUUUACUACUUCCGGCUGAGACUGAUGCUGCUUCCCUUCUGUUCCUUUCGGUCUUGGCGACGGUUCUAGGAGGUGGCUAGUUUUUUUUUUUUCUUUUUGCUGUGCUGCACGUGCAGCUUCUGUCGCUCUAUGGCUUCUGCCUCGACCCAACCUGCAGCCCUGAGCGCUGAACAGGCGAAGGUGGUUCUAGCGGAGGUGAUCCAGGCGUUCUCUGCCCCUGAGAACGCCGUGCGCAUGGACGAGGCUCGGGACAACGCGUGCAACGACAUGGGCAAGAUGCUGCAAUUCGUGCUGCCGGUGGCCACGCAGAUCCAGCAGGAAGUUAUAAAAGCCUAUGGCUUCAGCUGCGACGGGGAAGGGGUCCUUAAAUUUGCCCGCUUGGUCAAGUCCUACGAAGCCCAAGAUCCUGAGAUCGCCAGCCUAUCAGGCAAGCUGAAAGCAUUGUUCCUGCCACCUAUGACACUACCACCCCAUGGGCCUGCUUCUGGUGGCAGCGUGGCUGCCUCCUGAGAGUUGGCCUUCCCUGUGCUAUUUCCAAGAGAGGGAAGACUUGGUGUUCCAGAAUAUAAUAAAUGUGCCUGUGGCUU